AUGGAAGAGGAGAUUAAUAAAUUUAAAGAUAUAGACAUAGUAGAUUAUUUAAAUAAAACACAUAAGACAAGUGAUAAAUUCCUAGUAGAAACACAAAUACAUAACUUAAAGAAGUAUCAAAAGAAAUUAAAUGAAGAUUUGUAUAGUGCGUUUAUUACAAACAGUGAUGCUUUAAUUAAUAUUUUAGACACUUAUCAAUACUCAUAUAACAUUUUAUUAGGAUUGAAUGCAUCAAAGAAUAUUAAUCAUGAAGAUAAUGAAGUAAAUAUUCAUAUUGAUAAGUGUAAAGAAUUAUCUAGAAAGUUUAGAUAUUUUAAUAAUGACAUGGAUCCUUUUGUAACUGAUGAGAGGUAUUUAGUAAUGGCUGGAUUUUAUAAUGAAGAUAAAAUAUACUUGGUUAUUAGUAAUGAUUUAACCUUUAUAGGAAUUAAAACUGAAAAGAAAUAUGAAUUAAAGAACUCUUUCAGUAAUAAACUAGUUAGUGUAACAAUGAAAGGUAAAGAUUUACAAUUAAAAAUACAAAAAAUUGAAUAUUUGAUAAAAGGUUCUAAGGAAUCAUUACAAGAUAUAAUAGAUAUUUAUGAUGAAGUUAAUUAUGCUUAUCAUAAUGAAGAAAACAGACAGAAGAGUGCUAUCGAUAAGGAUUUAGUUAAGUUUUACAUAAUUAGUGAGCAAUUUAAUUUACUUAAAGAUUAUUUAAAAGAUUUUAAUAAGAUUGAAUUAAAUCUAACUAACAUUCCUGUUUAUUCAUUUAGUCAAUUGAAGACUUUAAUGAAAAUAUCAAAAAAUGAUAAAAGUAUAUUUAGGAAAUUUAUUAUUUAUAAGUUUAAUAAGGGAUUAAGUAAAAUUGAUAAAGUACAGGAAGUUAAGUCUUUGAUUGAUGAGAUGUUUGAGUAUUUGUUUUUGUAUGUUGACUCACUAGAAAAGUUAUACAAUAAGUUGUGUUUAUCACUUGAAACACUGCCACUUGAUAUUGAAUUACUUAUUAAAGAAGUGUUAAACUCAUUAAGUAAAAGAAUUUAUAAUAAAUCUUUUCAAAUUGACAAUACUAAUGAAUAUUUGGAUUUAGUUGAGUCUAAAUUAGUUUUUAAUGGAUAUAAUUAUAAAUAUCUAUUUAAGGAAUUUACAGAUCAAAAUAAAAAUUUUAAUGAAAAAUGUAUAAAAGAAGCUGAAGAUCAGAUGAAUGAGAUUCUUAAGAAGUAUUUUUGUUAA
This is a messenger RNA of Hepatospora eriocheir, 1212 nucleotides long. Lineage: Eukaryota; Fungi; Microsporidia; Hepatosporidae. The record is from the annotation of a GenBank genome assembly.